Molecule: messenger RNA, 2046 nt
Organism: Gekko japonicus
Lineage: Eukaryota; Metazoa; Chordata; Lepidosauria; Squamata; Gekkonidae
Gene: PLA1A
Product: phospholipase A1 member A
Exons: 11
Coding region: 21-1643 (540 amino acids)
Biological process (GO): lipid metabolic process
Molecular function (GO): lipase activity
Source: RefSeq, a predicted model, not a curated record
UACACGAGCCACCUUUGGAAAUGUCUGGCAUAGCUGGAGGAGCCGUCACUAUGGAGCCGAAAGUGAAUGCUGGAACCAACCCGUCAGCAGUCUCCUGGAUGAAAGGCAAGGAUUUAGUGGCCGAAUGGGAUCAGAGCCUCUGGUUUGCCCCUGGCCUCCAGGGCAGAGCGGAGCUAGAUUCAGCUACGGGCCGCCUGACUCUCAUUAAACUGCAACAGAACGAUUCUGGCGAAUACACAGCAGACAUUCUAGUGGGAGGCAAAAUCCAGUGCACCCUCUUCUCUCUACAGGUUCUAGGCCCCGAAAGCCUCGUGAGGCCCCACUCCUGCACAGACUUCCAGCCGGCGAGCUUCCUGCGGGGUUCGAAGCUCCACGUCCAGUUCCUCCUGUUCACCUCUUCCCAUCCCAGCUGUGGUCAGCUGUUGUCGAGCACGGAGGACAUCUGGAACUCCAGCUUCAAUGCCAGCCUGGCAGCGAGAAUUGUCAUCCACGGUUUUAGGGCACUGGGCACAAAGCCCUCCUGGAUCGAUGGGCUAAUCGGGGCCUUGCUGGAAGCAGCCCCUGCCAACGUGAUUGCAGUGGACUGGGUCCACGGGUCCACCGCCUCCUAUAACACUGCUGUGGAAAACGUCACUGAGCUGGGCCUGGAAAUCUCCGCCUUCAUCCAGAAGUUGCUGGCCUUGGGAGUACCAGAGACAUCCAUCCACCUGAUUGGGGUGAGCCUGGGUGCCCACGUCGGGGGUCUGGUGGGACAGUUCUACAAAGGCCGCCUUGGAAGGAUUACUGGUCUGGAUCCUGCAGGGCCCAAAUAUACCAGAGCCAGCAAGGAAGAGCGCCUGGAUCCUGAAGAUGCCCUUUUUGUGGAAGCCAUUCACACCGACACGGACAAGUUUGGGAUCCGGAUCCCCGUGGGCCACAUAGAUUAUUACGUCAACGGAGGCCAAGAUCAGCCCGGCUGCCCCCGUUUCAUCACACCUGGCUAUAACACUAUGAUCUGUGAUCAUAUGAGGGCUGUGUAUUUCUACAAAAGUGCCUUGGAGGACUCCUGCCCCUUGAUGGCUUUUCCCUGCUCCAGUUACCGGGAUUUCUUAGCUGGCCACUGCGUGUACUGCACAGACUCAAGUUUGGCUUCCUGCCCCACAGUAGGGCUCUUGGACAAUGGCGGAAUCGACACGAAACCACUGCCCAGAGAGGUGAAAGUUUACUUGGCCACAGCUGCCUCUACGCCGUACUGUGUGCACCACAGCCUGGUUGAAGUUCGUUUGCAGCAGAGGAGAACGUCGGAUACCAGCAUUGAGAUCAAUUUCUGGGGCAGAAACUCGACCUUUAGCAUCACCAUCACUGUGCCCAAGCUGGAGACCGUGGGCAAAAGCCUGGCGAUUCACUCCACACCAUUGUGCCAGAUGGAGAGAGUGGCAUUCCUCUACCACCCCAAGAGCUGGAGAAGGAGCAAGGAGGCAGAUCCAGUUGUCCACCAGUUUUGUGCUGCUCCCCUUCCUGUGGAUCCGAGUGAGAAGAUGUUCUGCCUGACUCAGACGAUGACCCUGACCGGAAAAAACAGCCCUUCCUAUGACUUGGCCAUGGCGUGUCCGACUACCACAGCGCCCCCAGUGGAUACAGAGACAAUGACAGAACCCUGGUGAUAAAGUGUGCCAGAAGCUGGUUUUGCUCACCUUCUCUGCCCUGAAGAUAGAGGCCCGGCAAUGUUGCUUAUGUCUGUUUGAACCACACCGACUGCACCUACAAUGCCUGUGUGUCUCCACCCAAAGCCACAGAAUUUUUACAAUCAAGAAGACAUAGGGUCGCCAGGUCCUUCCUAGUCCCCGGUGGUGGUGGGGCUUUGAGGGGCAUUCUUGGAGGAGGCGGGGACGUCCCCAACAUGAUGACAUCAUGAAAAAGUGAUGUCAUCAUGCUGGGGACUGGCACCCCAUGUGCCUCUACUCCAAGCGGCAAAUUCACCGCCUGGAGUUCAGGCGCGCCCUCCCCCACUUCUUGCCCAAAGCAUUUAAAGCACGGUUGUCGAACUCAUUUGUUAUGAGGGCCGGA